Messenger RNA from Rasamsonia emersonii CBS 393.64, 288 nucleotides. RefSeq lists its product as uncharacterized. Lineage: Eukaryota; Fungi; Ascomycota; Eurotiomycetes; Eurotiales; Trichocomaceae. The annotation marks the transcript as partial. The transcript has a single exon. The record is from RefSeq and is a predicted model, not a curated record.
ACAUUGUGGUAUGAGCGUACAAAAAAACGCAUUUUGUAUGGGUAUUCUAGUGAUCGGAGCAACCGGGUGAUCGAAACAGCCGGGAAAUACGUUAUAAUCAGUAUAGGCCUAUUCUACAUUUACCAUACAACUUGCCUGGGCGCUUGUGUAAGCAGGGACACUAGCACCCCCAACCAACCAACCAGCCAAUCAGGGACAACCAAUCAGCGCCUCAUGGAAGGAUACCACUACCCGCCGGGAGGGGGUACGACUGGACUAUGGCACAAUCCACCUGUAUUUAGACUUUAG